AUGUCAGACCAAUCAUACGACAAUCUUCCCCGCGCUGCCUCAGAAUCCUCGGACGAUCUCGACUCCCUACCCUCGACCUCGGCCAGCACAACCUCCAUCUCGCCCUCGGAAGAAGAAUGGCAGUCCGACGCUGAAAGAGAAUGGAAAGAGUCAUUACAACAGCUCGAGCUGCUUCUCACAAUGGUCCUUGUGCCCUACUUGGGCAAAUACUUCGGCCGUAAAGCCGCUUAUUGGGGUGAGUUUGGGACACUCAGAAUAUGCAGAAGAUGGACUUUGUUGACAUGCAACGAACAACAGNGAUGGACCAAAUACAUGGAAUGGAAAUACCCAGUACACAUCGAAAUCACGAAUCCCGGCCUCUUCAAGGGUAUUGGUGCCGUCGAGGCCGCUGCCUCUCUGUGA
Aureobasidium uvarum is the source of this 402-nucleotide messenger RNA. NCBI's taxonomy places the organism in Eukaryota, Fungi, Ascomycota, Dothideomycetes, Dothideales, Saccotheciaceae. The record is from the annotation of a GenBank genome assembly.